Synchiropus splendidus (mandarinfish) is the source of this 8828-nucleotide messenger RNA. Its product is annotated as PKc_LIMK_like_unk domain-containing protein. NCBI's taxonomy places the organism in Eukaryota, Metazoa, Chordata, Actinopteri, Syngnathiformes, Callionymidae. Gene Ontology annotation, cellular component: nucleus; cytoplasm. Bases 7198 to 8436 code for a protein of 412 amino acids. Gene Ontology annotation, molecular function: protein serine/threonine kinase activity; ATP binding. The record is from RefSeq and is a predicted model, not a curated record. Gene Ontology annotation, biological process: protein phosphorylation; actin cytoskeleton organization. The transcript is spliced from 8 exons.
AAUACGGACCUGUUUCCAGUGACACGCUCCCGUCUCUUUAUCAGCCUCUGUCAUGUCUGGGCCGCUGUUCACAACAUUCACUGUCCUGGAUUCUGGGGUGGGAUUUGAUCUCCUUGUUGUUUCAGCGAGGUUUUUUGUUGUUGUUGAUGUUCAACUCUGAGUUUCAGGCUGAGGCUGGUAACAACUGUGGUUACUGCACAGAAGAAGAGAAAUAUAUUCUUCUGGUGAUGAGAGGUUUAGAGCGCAGCGACAGGAUGCCACACGUUUGAGGAGAAAAGUCUGAGCUUCGGAAACUAGUCGCAGCUGGAACUCUGGACUCAGCUUGCUGGCAGCUCCUCUGCAGGAUCUGAUGGAGCCAGAGACGGCAGUGUGUUGUCGCUUUUCAUUGACUCUCACAGCAGAAAAAGGGCUAAAGUUCUGACUCCCCAAUCUGCCAUGUUGACUUCUCCCCAGUUCUCUUUAGCAGUGGCCUCCAAAGCUGUGAUCUCCCCAGUGUAGGUGCAUUUUUCUGCUGUUUAUAUCAGCAUGCAGUGAAGUGUGACUGGUAAUGUCAGCUCUUUCAAGGGCGCCUCUUAAGGUGGACUGUUAAGGAGGAGCGUUAAGGAUGUACGAAGCGCUCUGCUGUUCUCCAAAUUUCCAGCGGCAGCUCGAUGCAGAGUAAAAAUAUAAUAAUAAGUUAAAUGAUAACUUAACUUAAAUGAUAAGUUAAACCUUGAUGCGAAAGGGUCUUCAUUACGCAGGUCUACUCCGUUACAACUCUCACCUCAGUGACCCUUCAAGUGAUGUGAGCACAGAACGACUGCAUUAAACUUAAGUUAAACUGACUUUUCAAUUGGUGGGAAAUUAAAGUUUUAUCAGUUUCUUCAUUGUGCCUCAUAACACAACCAGAGUCAAGGCUCCGCCCCCUUGACACAGUCCCAAGGUUGGCAGUGAAAACACACACACUUGGACGGCUCCAUGAACCGGAGUUGUGGGACGCACACUCAGAGAAAGAACACGAGUGAGAGGCUUCACAUUCACCGUCGAUGACCCCAGAAGUGGUCAGCAUCACGUUUUCCUAGCGCUUCAUGGACAUGGCAAACAUGGAGCUUUGGCUCGAACAGAAGAUGAGUUCAGUUGUGAGCUGGUGGGAGGCGAGGAAAACAGACGGACGCAUUGUACUGUUGCACAUUUGUCCACGACCCCUGACACUGUAGCCCACUCACCCGCUCCCACAAGGACCGUGUUGUUCUUCAGCAGCGAAGAACACACACUCAACCUCAAUCCUCCGACCUUUUGUGUGCUGGCUUUUGUGUGUUUUUAUGACUGAGUGAACAAUUCCUGAGCUUUCAAUAUAGCACUGAGAUGUGAUAGUAGCUUUGACUGUACUCGGUUCAGGACAGUAGUAGUUAAAAAAAGAGUAUGGAGUUUUGUUUGCACCCGGACUUCAGGACCACAGGAAGUGGAGAUUCAUCUUGUCCCUCAGUUGGUCAGUCAAACAUGUAAAGCUUGGGAAGCUGAGCUGAAGUCUGUAAGAGAAGCUGGAAGCAGGAGCAUGUAUAAUGCAGUGCUAAUGAAAGAAAGAAAGCAGGGAGGAGUGGAGGAGUCUCUCAUUUGGCCGGUGACACUCACUAACAGAGGAGCCUCAUAAAAACGUGUUCAGUGUCAGCUUCCCCGCAGGAUAGUCGAGUCGAUGCUGCACAAGGUCAGGUACCUCUUCUGCCCAGAGGGAAGUCCAGUCCAGAUCUCACGUUGAGACCUCUGUACCUUCCUCUUGGCUACAUGUCCUGCAGCAGCCAUCUGUCGUAGUUCCAAUGUAGCGCUGUAUUAUGCUUAUGUCCUCGCUACAACUUGAAGAUGUGUCGAAGAAAUGGACCUGCUGUUGUGGUAAAGUCCACUCAGGCUCUGCUAAAGCAGUAAAGCAAGUGAAUAUUAUCAUUAACUGGACGACCGCCGACAGCACUUCCAUUCACUUCACCGUCUUUUCACUUCCCCAGUCUAUUCAUCUGAAUCAUAAACGACCACAUUCAGCAUUUCAAUCCUUCGUUUUAGCAGUUGUUGACAUGCAAACACUUGCAAAGGUGUUAAACAUAGAGUUGAAAAUGUGUCAUUUUUAAUACUGCAGCCUGAUGACAAAGCAGUUUAGUAUUUGGCCAUGCAGGAUCAGGAGCCUUAUCGUGUCUCACAGGCUUGUGUUUAAAAGAAUAAUAAAUAAUAUUGAUGACAUUCAUUUUUAACCUUUUUAAGCAUAGAAUUCAUGUGUGCAAAUGGGAGGGAGGCAGGUGGACUUGGGAAGAUGAAGGAGUAGAGUCAAAACAUGGGGUCAGUUACCAGUGUAGCAGACAGGAAUUAAGAGGGGUGAAGAAUAGAGUGCGGGCAGGGAGGAAGAGAUGGAGACAGCUGAUGGCUGAUCUGUGACAGCAGUGUACCAGCCAGACCAGUGUGUCCUGGGGUCUCACAUCAUAUACUGGGGCUGCUGUGGGUCAAACCAAAAGAUCAUUUUUACACCCAUUUAUGCUGCCUUUUCACUGAUCACAUGCUUCUUUAUGUUGGUAUUGCUGUUCACCAAUAUAUCCAGCAGGGGGAGCAGCCCAGAGUUAAACCUUUAUGACAACAACACACUCCAAACCAACAUGGCGACUGUGGAGUCAGUGUUGAUCCUGUAGCUCUGGCACAGAAGAGGAAACGGAGGCAGCGUUGUAGGACGCAGUGGUCGGUGAGGAGGUGAAAUAUAUGGCCACUGGAGGACGGAGAGUUUCCACCAUCUUCUUCCUGUCUCACUAGAGCUACAGAUCGUGAAGUAACAGCAACACUGCCCCCCAUGGUUUCAGGUGGUACUGCUCCGUUUGGUUUGCAUCCAUAAGCUUGGUGGAAACGUGCAGAAAUACAGAGGAAAUAAAGGCAGAGCACCUAACGUUGAGCAUAAAUGGACCUUUUUGGUUUCACCGCAGCACACAUGCAGGUAAAGGGCAGCUUUGGCCAGAGCUGGAGUGAAAGGGAAGGCCUGUAGGAGGGUAGUGAGACCUGCUGUGAUGAAUGGUUUAGAGAGACACCCGCUCUGACAAAGGCCCUUUACACACGCUCACUUCAUGGCUUUGUCUGACAUCUGAUCACAUGACCACAUUUAUUUACACACGGCUGUAAGGCGCUUCCUCAGUGACAUGCAUGGUGCUGAUGGGGAUUUCAACAUGGCUUGUUGAAUGAGCGAGGCAAGCUUCACGCUCAAUAACACAAAGCGAUUGAUCUUUUGUCGCUCCAGCAGAACAUCACGCAGAUCCAUCUGCUCCCGGCACCGUCACCAGGUCGCUCUAUUUUUACCCCUCCACUGUGGCGACAACAUGAGGGGUUUGGAGCCUAAUGGCUUCCUGAAAAUCAUGCCAUUAACACUGGUGGAAGCAGCUGAAGGCACAGUGGGGCCAGUCAUGAGCGACAACAUUCUGGUUCAUAGACAAAAAUGACGGGAGUCAAAACAUCUAUCAAUUAAAAAUGUCAAAGAUUUUUACAGCGAAGAGAAAAGCAGACCACGCUAACAUUGUCUGCAAAGAUUCUCUGAGCUUCAACUCUGCUCUGGUCCAAACUGGAACCUUUGUUGUGCUCUUCAGAUAUAGUUUUAUCAGACCCAAACAUGACGAUGAUGGAAAAUUGUCCCUGGUGAACAGAUAAUCUCACGCCACUCCGCUUGUAUUCAGAACAACAGCGAUGCUGCCACGUCUUUGCUCAGGUGACUACAAAGUGCAGGUGAGAGCAACAUCCUUUAAGUGGUGUGGCGGCCCACUAUCGAUCCAAGUGUCAGAUGAUCUGAUGGAUCACAUCCCGUCAUCUGUCAGCAGACCUGUGGUGCCAGGAGCUGUGUGACGGGGGAUGCUUCAGGAAGCCUCCGUGGUGUUAUGUUCUCAUGCAUGGAUGUCACAACUACAGUCACGUGGUGCCAGCCGUAGAUGAGCCCUGGACACUGGCCCUGAAAAGUGAUUUGAUUUUGCUCCUGUUCUGUUUGGACUAAAGAUUUGCACAUGAUGAGCUCCUGCGUUGAGCGACACGACCGCCACCCGCUGUCCCACCAAGCUCAUUGCAAACUGAAAAUGGGUUGAAAAAUGUCACCCUCAGCCUGACUCUAACGGUGUGUUACAUAGACGUUAGACGCAAGUGGACCUAUAUAUGUUGACGCUGAGGCUGCAGGGUGUUAGCUCAUAAAUGUAGUCACUGGAGUGCAAACAUUUUCCUUCACAUGUAGCCUGGAACGCUCCUCCUUACUGACGGUGCAGACGCCAUGACUGAAACGCACGGCUGUUUGAGGGGACACGUUACGAUAUGUGGAUCGAAUAGUGCGUCACCCCAUGGCUCACGCAAAAGUCACCAUAUUAUAUCACGCCAUGGGAGUGAGACUGUGUUGGUAACUAGAUUCUAAUCGCUUGUCUCCUAUUCUACAGUCUCUUCUGACUCCAAUGUUCUGAUUUUUUCACUUCAAUAUAUGUCACUAAUCCAAUGGGAAACGUGAAAUAGAAUAUAUUCACAACACACAAAUGCAUGAACCAUCAUUUUUACGCUCACUUGGUGGAUUUAGAUGGCGAGAGCUAGUCAUGAGUUGAUGAAGCUUCAUGAAACACUGUCCUAAUUUUCAGAGGCCACCAGGUGACGCUGUCUGCUGUGAAAUGUUUGGACUUGAACAACUCAUUCAGUGAAACCUCACAUCAUUUCUGAACCAAAAGCGCCAUCUAGUGACCUCUGAACAUGAGGACAAUGUUUCAUCAACCCUGCAGUACUGUUUCAUGAUACCUCAUCUGCCUAUCACUAGUGUGAACUCCCCCAAGUAGAGAGGAUUUUUGCUCAUUUGAACAACAACUUCCAUGAGUUCAGGUUGCGGUUCUUCUUGCUAUCAGUGUGUUCCACUUUGAGAGGCGAAUCCACUUUUUUAUUUGUGUUGUGCUGUUGUUGAUUCUUUGUACUGAUGCUCCGUCACGUUACAUCAUUUUAUUUCCACUCCUCGAGGGCUCAGGCUCGGUCAACCACAGUAAGUCAACACACUCCCUUCUGGAGUUUGAGGCUGACAGCUGCAGUUCAAAUAUCUCCACAAGUCUCUGCUCAGACUGAGGAGUUUUGCGGGGCGCCAGUUGAAGGUUUGAGGAAAAACCACACCUGAGUGCGAGCUGCAUUUUCCUGUAAAGUGCCCUCACUCAGCCGGGUGGGCGUCAGCGGGAUGGCGGUCAGCACUGUCAUGGUCACUUCUCACCGAGCUGCGAACACCGUCCUUCACCACAGUUUUCGCAACCUUCGCAUUCCAAAUGUGAGCAAGCACGAAGUUGACGGGCUGAAACCCGUCACUUGUGUGCUGACGCAGCAGACUGAGGCAUCAAAAUGCAAUGCAUAAUCCAUCCCAUUAUUUUUAAUAGGAUAUUUUAAUGUGAUUUUUCCGGCCUCUCGGAGGAUCAGGGCCUGUGGUAGACCAAAGCCUCAGCCUUGCAAAUAUUUCCCAUGAUGUCAGGCACUGCCCACAUGGCUGUUUGAGCGCUCACUCUGUUUGGGAGGAAAACAGACACACACAGCGGGAAUCUGUGGAAAACCAAGAGUCUGGUGGAAAAUGUGCGAGUGAGAAUCUGGAAACUCAAGGAUGGCAUUUAGUGGCAUCCGAUGAAAUUCUUUGGCUGAACAUUUUCAGAGGGGUUCAGAGAGGUACAUUCAUUUCGCUGUUUGCCAGUCGGACACCGACCACUGCUGCCACAUUAUCACCAGAGCAUCAGGUUCUAGAUUCAGCUUCGCAAAACUGGAGCCAGCAGCCGAGGCUAAGAGGCGUGGUCUUCCUUCCCACUGCCCGGACACCUCCUCCUGCUCUUCUGGAUGGGAGAGUAGAACCUUCUUCACUGCAACAGAGUGUCCUUCUGAGGGUCUUGCAUUGACCUUAGUCAUGGUUCGAUGCGGCAUCAUGAAGCAGUAUUGCAGGGUUAAAGAAACGGUGACCUCAAUUUCAGAGGCCGCUGUUGGUUUAGAAAUGAUGUGAGGUUUCGUUGAAUUGGUUGUUCAAGUCCAAACAUUUUGCAUAAGUCAAUGCCAUCUGGUGGCAACUUAUAUGUGACUAUAUUAUAUGACUUAAAGGUCAAUAACUCUGUUAUUAUAAGAUGGCUGCUGCCCAUGAGUCUCGUCGGUCUGACUGUCCAGACCCAGAUGUGUCAGCGUGUUACCGUGUGCCGUCCUCUGUCAUCACUGUGCCACUGAGAAAUGCUGCCCUGGUGGAAAUCUGACCUCCAUCUUGUCACACUAGUCGUCUGGAAUCUGAGACCCUCUGGAAGGAACCAAAGUAAACUCCACUCUCUAAAUCAUCAGGGGAGAAUUGGGCUUCAUGAAACAGUGGCCUCAUUUUCAGAGACCACCAGAUGGCACUCUGCUGUAAAAUCAUUUCUAAACUCAAUAUGUGGCGUCACAUUCAAUACCGAUGUUUCAGACUUGAGAAUCGGCCGAUACCGAUCCGAUUUGAUACCUUCUACUUGUCACUCAAAGAGUUGCUAAGUAAGUUUAUGGCUAUGAAGUGUUGAACACUGACGCCUAAACACACCAGUCCACUGACGUUGAGCACAACUGCUUUGGCUGCAUUAGGACCUAAAGCUGUAAAAGGUAUAAAUAAAAGUGCAAGAUGACAAAAGGGUCAAACCUGAUACAGAUCCAGGCCGAUACCGAUAAUCCCUAAUGGACAAGGUUGAGCAUAUUAUUGUUAUUUUAGUGUUACUUUAAUGUCACUUGUGACAGUUUACAAGGCGAGAACACAUUCCUAGUUGAUGGUAUUUAUUUGAUCAUGUCAUGAAUUCUGAUUUAAGAGGCAUCUUCAUGGCAUCACUCCUCUCGAUUGGGUCCGGUCAAGUUCCGACUAUUGCGUUGUAUGUACCCUGCUCUACCUGCUCUUCCUCAACAUUUAGCUAUUAGUUCGGAUGCAAGUCGUGGGCUCGGACUCGGAAAUCCUGGUGAUGCCAGACACCCUGGCAACAUGAGAGGCUUGUGCAUUGUUGCAUUCAUGGACUGGUACAGGUUUGUUUUUGACUGUAUUUGUCUGUGACUAAAGCAGAGGCCAGUUUCAGAAGGUGGGACAUUGUUCCUGUGGCACAUCGUUUCACUCUCAUGGAUCUUUAAAUCUGUGAAAGCCUUGUCAUGUGUGAUAGUUCAGUUCCCUCACUCACUGUUCCAACAUUUGUCAAACCUCUGUAGGACGCAACACAAUGGCCCAAUCACGGAUUCAUGUCAUGUUCAAAGCCGUGUGAAAGGAAGGCUCUGCCUCUCAUUAGCUGCUCGAAUGAGGGGGUGGAGCCUGAAACAAAAGAGGUGAACGAUCUGUCGUCCAAAAUAGACCCGGACGCUGCCCAAAGCAUCUCUGAUGGUGACCUCUCGUCAUCUCGUGUGGGACGGAUUCAACAGUCAGUCCCCGGCACAGACAUGGAAGACAACAGGCUUUUGGAUUUGAACAGUGUAAACACUCCACUGAACCUCAUGCUGCUUGUCUGUCCCUGUCCAGCCGACAUCUCCAGCAUGUGUGACGUGGACGUGUCCCCCGAACCCACCAGUCCCACCCUGUUGGGCGAGUCCUCAGACAAGUACUACCAUGUGGAUCGCUGGCAGAAGCUGCGCACGGCCGUCCGUAAGCUGGAGUUCUGGGAGAACUUCUCGGCCGAGCUGAUCGGGAGCGGCUUCUUCUCCAUGGUCUACAAGGCGACACAUAGCACCACCCGCAAGGUGAUGGUGGUGAAGAUCUACAAGAACGACGUGGACCAGGACAGCAUCGUGCGUGAGAUCAGCCUCCUGCAGAAACUCUCCCACCCCAACAUCGUCAGAUAUUUGGGGAUCUGUGUCAAGGAAGAUAAACUCUAUCCAAUUCUAGAGUACGUGAACGGCGGCUGUUUGGAAGAGCUGCUGGCCAAGAAGGAAAUCCUCCUGAGCUGGAGGGAGAAAGUGGAUCUGGCCAGUGACGUCAGCAGAGGCAUGAUCUACUUGCACUACAAGAACAUCUACCACAGAGACCUCAACUCCAAGAACUGCCUGAUCCGGGUCACGUCUCGUGGACGGGAGGCUUUGGUGACAGACUUUGGACUGGCCCGCGAAGUGGUGGAGCCGCCAGUCAAGGACCCGGGCAGGAAGCUGUCGCUGGUGGGCUCGGCUUUUUGGAUGGCACCUGAGAUGCUGCGAGGCGAGCCGUACGACCGGAAGGUGGAUGUUUUCUCCUUCGGUAUCGUUCUGUGUGAAAUCCUGGCCAGGAUUCCUGCCGACCCUGAGAUUCUGCCCAGGACUCAGAAUUACGGCCUCAACGUGGAGGCCUUCCGAGGCCUGGUGAGAGGGUGUCCCGAGCGCCUGGUGGACCUGGCGUCCCGCUGCUGCAUGGUGGAGUCUUUCAGGCGGCCUGCCUUCACGGAACUGCUUGAUGAACUGGGUGAGGUGGCUGAGACUCUUGAGCUGCUCCCAAAAUCGGACCUGCCCACCAGCUGAGCGACCAGGCGCUGGCAUGUCUUGGAAAUGUUCAUCACGUUCCUCCAGCCCCAGCCCGACACACGGGGGAACAACAGUGACACCGCAUGACGGAAUUGUUCGGACGAGGACUUUUUGCUCUGAUCCACGUGUAAAUAGGUAUUUAGGUUUUUUUCUGACUCGUAGGAGUGAAGACACAAGUUUAUCAUCCUCCUGAGGAGAUGCUCCACGACAGACUCUGGCAAGCGCUCGAAGGAGUCUCCAGAUCAGAUGUUCCACCUGGACUCUCCACUUUGCUUCUGUGUCUGAACAGGCUUUUAAUCCGCUGAGAUGUUUUGUACACCUGGUUUUACUGAGUUUAAAUGCUAUUUUCUGCUGUCAGCGACCACAAUGGUAUUUUCAAUAAUAAAAAA